AUGGAGUCUGAAGAGGAACAGGAGGCUGAGGCCACCCAGAUGGCACAAGCACUUGUUGGGAACGUAGACUCCACUAAUGUCGUACAAGAUGCCAGCCAAGAAGUGGCAGCUAGUUCAUGGGUGCGGAGGUCCAGGAGGUACUGUAAAGAGUGGUUCUUGCAGUCAAAAGUUGCAAAACUUCAGCCAUCUCACCACGGAAAAUUUCCUUCUGAACAGUGCCCCAGUGAGUGGAUAGGUUACAAAAAGAAAUGUUAUUUCAUCUCAGAGGAGGAAAAAACCUGGACAUCUAGUCAGACCUUCUGCGCUAAGAAUAAGUCCUCGCUAGCCUUUUUUGAAAACCAGGAAGAAAUGCAUUCUUUAGCUAAGAAUUUGAAAAUAGAUGACACCUGGAUUGGAUUGCGCAAGAAAGGUGAAAGCUUCUACUGGGAGAAUGGUGUUGCCUUGGAGGGGGACUUGUUCCAGAUACAGAAUCACUCUGAGUGUGCCUACUUGGAUGCCUUUACUAUUUCUACAUCAGCAUGCUCUAUGCCCAGGCGCUGGAUCUGUAUCAAACUUCCCUAAAGGGAUGACUUAGAUCUUCAUUUGAUAUUGAUAGUUAAGAUUUAUCCAUUGUACAGUCACUUUGAAGAGAUGGUGGACCUGCUGCAGCCACGCUGUCUCAGAGCAUCUGGAAGCCUAAACUGGAGAGAAGAGGAUUCGUCUUGGCUUCCAAAAUGCGCUUCUCGAUCUUCUGUCCUAGGACAGAAAAGGAAUGUGCUUAGGCCUGUUUACAGAUCACCUACAGUGGAGUCUACCAGUGCGGGCUGAUGAAGCUGAAGGUUCAGUGGGAUUCCUGCUAGUCUUCUGAUAAAUAAGGAUCUCUCCGGGAGCUGCAACUGUUUGCUGGUGCUCCUCUGCUGAAGCCUCCCAUGCAUCAUCAGCACAACCCCUCCGCUGCUCCAUUUCUGGGAUGGGCAUGAGGGAUCCACAUUAGCUUCUCACAUUUGUGCUGUGCUGCAGAAAUCUCCAGCAGAUAGCUGGGGACAGUAAGUUGCCUCAGCAAGAUCUGCUGGGGUUUCUGUUGGAGCCUUCAGUUGGCUGGUUACUGAAAGGACAUCAGCAGCGGGUUGUGCAUUUCUCUACCACUUGCAUCUUACCUGUUAAUGAUGAUAGAGUCAUAGAGACAUAGAAUCAUUUAGGCUGGAAAAGACCCUUGAGAUCAUCAAGUCCAACAGUAACUGAUAUAGCAGCCUGGUAAGAAAUUCCAUUAAAAUGAUCAAAAUCUAUGUGGUGCUAAAGGUGACAGGUUUUGUCACUGAAUUGCUUUUGAGAUGCUGUGUUUAAGGACACUAGUCCUGAAUCAGGUCUCACUGAUGCCAACUUGACACCCAAGUGCUUUCACUGCCAGCUGCACUAAGGUUAUCCCUGCUUCACACUGGUGUAAAUGAAGUCAAAACUCAGGCGGUGCAUUUCAAAAGCUGUGCAGGCCUACACUUUAUGAGCUAUCUGAAUAAUUUAUUGUGAUACAAAGAGAAUACUAAGAGGAGUGUAAUGAGUCUCAAGGACUUGCAAUGUGGAAAGCUCCCUUACUGAGUUCCUGGGAAGGGGCUGUUUGAGAGAGGAGGAGUAAGACAGUUUGGGGCUCUUAGCUGCUGUAAUUUGGGCGUUCCUUCUGGGAGUCUGAGGCAAAAAGGUAACUAGAACUGUCUUGAAUAAAUUGCUCUUGAGUA
Molecule: messenger RNA, 1709 nt
Organism: Gavia stellata (red-throated loon)
Lineage: Eukaryota; Metazoa; Chordata; Aves; Gaviiformes; Gaviidae
Product: C-type lectin domain family 2 member L-like
Exons: 4
Coding region: 1-561 (186 amino acids)
Source: RefSeq, a predicted model, not a curated record